CUUUCUUCCCUCUCCUCUCCUUCCUGCCAAUAGAAAAAAAACAAAAAUUCCCACUUCCUUCCUCACUUCCGCUUCUCUUUCUUCUUCCCAAACGUUGGAGAGAGGCUAACCCUAGAGACUGUACAUCUCCAUUUUCUAUCGAAUUUUCAGUAUUCCGAGGCUGCAAUGUAGUAAAGUCUUCCUUUAAUUACGUACCAAAAAGAAAGGAAAAAGGGUUCUUUUUAUUACCUUUCAAUCUCUCAGCAUACUGAUUUGGUGAUUGAAGAAUUUGUGGUGCAACAGCUCACAAGUCCUAGAAAGAUCUGUUAUUUGCCCUUUAAUAAACUAUUGAGAAAUAUGGAAACUUGAUAGACUUUGCUACCAAGUGAAAUUGGAAGAAACAGGAAGAGCAUGGCUACAUUGAAAGAUGGAGAGGGUGAUGACAAUAAUAUUUGGGGAUGGUUGGUUCACAAGGGUAUUGCAGCUUCAUUUCUUUGUAUCAGCCUGUUUGCACUUUUGGUGAGAGUGGCUGUAUCCAUUCAUCCUUACUCUGGUGCUGGUAAUCCACCCAUGUAUGGGGACUUUGAAGCACAGAGGCAUUGGAUGGAGAUCACUGUCAAUCUUCCGGCCAAGGAAUGGUAUCACAAUAGCACCGUCAAUGAUCUCAGCUACUGGGGACUUGACUACCCUCCCCUUACUGCCUACCAGAGUUAUGUUCAUGGUCUUCUCCUAAGAUUCUUCCAUCCAGACUCCGUUUUGCUUUAUACUUCCCGGGGCCAUGAAUCAUAUCUUGGAAAGUUGCUCAUGAGGUGGACAGCGUUGUCCUCUGAUGCCCUUAUAUUCUUUCCUGCAGUUCUCUAUUAUGUUAUUGUGUGCUACUCUGGUCGCCCCAAUGGACGUAAAAUCAAUUUGGCAUGGCAUAUCACUAUGAUUUUACUGAGCCCGUGCUUGAUCCUAAUUGAUCAUGGUCAUUUUCAGUACAAUUGUAUUAGCUUAGGCCUUACUGUUGGAGCUGUUGCUGCCAUCCUCUCUAAUAGAGACCUUGUAGCUUGUGUCCUGUUCAGUCUUGCACUCAAUCAUAAACAGAUGACUGCAUAUUUUGCACCUGCAUUUUUCAGUUAUCUCUUGGGGAAGUGCCUAAGGGGACGGUAUCCACUUCUUGAGGUGUUAAAAUUGGGCAUGGUGGUCGUAGGAACAUUUGCUUUCGUAUGGUGGCCAUAUCUUCAUUCAAUGGAUGCAUUUUUGGAGGUUCUCUCUCGUCUAGCUCCCUUUGAGAGAGGGAUAUAUGAAGAUUAUGUGGCUAACUUUUGGUGCACUACUUCAGUCCUUAUAAAGUGGAAAAGAUUGUACACAGUACAAUCAAUGAAGCUUCUCAGUCUUGGUGCAACAGUUAUUUCUUGUCUUCCUUCAAUGAUUCAGCAAAUACGAGCUCCAAGUAACCAAGGUUUCCUAUACGGGCUGCUAAAUAGUUCUUUCUCAUUUUACUUGUUCUCCUUUCAAGUACAUGAGAAGUCUAUUCUGCUGCCGCUUCUGCCUGCAAGCUUGUUGGCCCUGAAAGAGCCUUUUCUUUUCAGCUGGAUCACACAUUAUGCGUUGCUUUCCAUGUUCCCUUUGCUGUGUCGUGACAAAUUGGUUCUGCCUUAUAUAGCUCUAUUUGCUCUAUUUUUCCUCCUCUAUUAUGCACCUGGUGGAAGACAAGAUACAAGAAGCAUGACAGAUUCUCAUGCCACUUUAAAGUCAUUUGUGAUGGCCUUUCUUGUUUUGUGCUCUUUUAUUCUUCAUAUUGUUUACUUGACAAUGCGCCCACCUGAGAAGUAUCCUUUCCUCUUCGAAGCCUUGAUUAUGCUUCUUUGCUUCUCUCAGUUCAUGUUGCUUGCUAUUUACACCAACACAAAGCAAUGGAUGCUGUCGAAGCAGUCUAUUUUGUUGAAAGAAAAAAAGCACCUUUAAUUCUCCCCCUCCCUGAAGAUUAGGUCCUUUUUUUUAAUUUUUUUAUUAUUCUUUUAAAUUUAAAUGGAGACGGAAUCAAAGCGGUGAACUCACAUUUUUGUAUCUGCUGAAAUAUGUCAAUUAGAGUAAGAAUUCUACUCACAUAUUUGUAACUGUUGAAAUAUGUCUAUUAGAGGAAGAGUCCUAUUCAGGUUGGCUGUUUUGAUCCUCUUUUUACCCAGGAAUCUUA
This is a messenger RNA of Cornus florida, 2158 nucleotides long. RefSeq names its product probable dolichyl pyrophosphate Man9GlcNAc2 alpha-1,3-glucosyltransferase. The transcript has 7 exons. Gene Ontology annotation, molecular function: dolichyl pyrophosphate Man9GlcNAc2 alpha-1,3-glucosyltransferase activity. Gene Ontology annotation, cellular component: endoplasmic reticulum membrane. Gene Ontology annotation, biological process: protein N-linked glycosylation. The record is from RefSeq and is a predicted model, not a curated record. NCBI's taxonomy places the organism in Eukaryota, Viridiplantae, Streptophyta, Magnoliopsida, Cornales, Cornaceae. The coding region runs from base 391 to 1929 and encodes 512 amino acids.